AAAAAAAGAUCUAUCUGAGCUGAAGAAACGAUGACUGCUUCAAUGUCCUUUCCUUGUUCAUCAUCUCAGACUCAUUUGAACAUCUAAGAAGAAGAGACUGUUGCAGACUUUCAAUCGAAGCAAACCUCAGAGAAAAGGGAAGAGUAAUCGGUCACUGAUCGGUAAGCUACCUCAGAGAAUAAGCAGUAAUUUAGUCAGUGAUCGGUAAUAAAUGGCGGAAGAUCAAGAUCCACAGCGGUUGAAGAAGAUCGCCGCCGCCUCAUAUGACUACGAUAACGAUCCAAGAUGGGCAGAAUACUGGUCUAAUAUCCUUAUCCCUCCUCACAUGGCUUCUAGUCCUGAUGUUGUUGAGUACUUCAAGCGCAAGUUCUACCAGCGUUACAUUGAUCCUGAUCUUGUGGUUGAGCCAAUGUCUUCCAGCAGUUCUUCUCAGUCUACAAGACCAUCUGCAACAUCCUCAGCAUCAUCUGCAACUGAACAGGCAGGGCCGCGGAAUGCAGGUUCGACUACUAGGACAUCAGGGGCAUCAACUACAACAAGCACAAAUCUGGGUUCUUUGCGCUGGGACCGACAAACCAUACAAUUUUCUGUCAAUGCUUGGGUAUUUAUCGUUGCUUUGCUUGCAAUCUUUCCCCUUGCACCUAGAAAUCUUUCAAACAGAGCAUAUCGCUUGUCCUUUAUGGGAACUGCAUGUUCUUCUCUGUAUUCUUUGUACUCAUUAUAUGGGAAACCUAGGGCAUGGAAUCUUCAGGCUCUCCAAGUAUGGUUUCAGUCGGUUAUUCCAAGCAAGGAUUUUAUGUACUUUCUUUACUGUCUUACGUUUGUGACCUCCCCUCUUCAACUGAAAUUUGCUUUGAUACCUGUGCUUUGCCGAGUGCUUGAAAAUGUUGCGAAAUUUCUAAGGCGAAAUUUUGGCCGUUCCUCUUUAUACAGGAAGUAUCUGGAGGAUCCUUGCUUAUGGGUUGAGUCGAACACAACUACACUCAACAUACUGACUUCACAUGCUGAAAUUGCACUGGGUUUCCUCCUAAUUGUUUCACUAUUCUCGUGGCAACGUAACAUAAUACAAGCAUUUAUGUACUGGCAGCUCUUGAAGCUCAUGUACCAUGCUCCUGUGACUGCAAGCUACCAUCAGGGUGUGUGGACUAAAAUUGGCCACACUGUGAAUCCCCUUGUCAACCGUUAUGCGCCAUUCUUGAAUACACCACUGUCUGCUGCCAAAAGAUGGUGGCUCAGGUGAAAGCGCAACCGGGAUGUGAGGAAGGGGUGAUGAAGAAAAAGAUACACUGACCACAUGGAUUCACUUUUAUUGAUUCUCUUUUAUGGAAAGUUUGUUAGACCAUGCAACAAUUUUAAUUGAAAAUAGUCAACUGGAACACUUUCCUUAAAAGUUGCUUCCUGCUCUUGUCAAUUGCUUCCUGCUCUUGUCAAUUGAGCAAACAGUGGCUUUCGGACUUUAUUAAAAUCAGGGUAAACAGAACAGAGUUUGAGAAACUUUAUGCAGUAAAAAUGGUCAUAGCAAUGCAUAUCAGUAUGUUGUGAUCUAUGAGGACAAUCUUGUUUUCAAUGUCACGGUCUAAUAAGUCUAAUAUUUUUGCCAACUGACAA
Molecule: messenger RNA, 1608 nt
Organism: Macadamia integrifolia
Lineage: Eukaryota; Viridiplantae; Streptophyta; Magnoliopsida; Proteales; Proteaceae
Product: transmembrane protein 33 homolog
Exons: 9
Coding region: 212-1240 (342 amino acids)
Biological process (GO): membrane organization; endoplasmic reticulum tubular network organization
Cellular component (GO): membrane; endoplasmic reticulum
Source: RefSeq, a predicted model, not a curated record